Molecule: messenger RNA, 615 nt
Organism: Etheostoma spectabile (orangethroat darter)
Lineage: Eukaryota; Metazoa; Chordata; Actinopteri; Perciformes; Percidae
Product: gamma-crystallin S-1-like
Exons: 2
Coding region: 171-542 (123 amino acids)
Biological process (GO): lens development in camera-type eye; visual perception
Molecular function (GO): structural constituent of eye lens
Source: RefSeq, a predicted model, not a curated record
UUCCUGUCUAAAUUCUUUCUUUCCAGAUUGUGUUUUACGAGGACCGGGACUUCCAGGGGAAGUCCUACGACUGCAAAGGCGACUCCGCCGACCUGCAGGGCUUCAUCCGCAGAUGCAACUCGGUCAAGGUGGCGUCCGGCUGGUGGGUCCUGUAUGAGUGCAACAACUACAUGGGCUACCAGUACGUCGUUGGUCCAGGGGAAUACAGUGACUACAGUCGCUGGAUGGGCUUCAACGACUGUGUCAGAUCCUGCAGGAUCAUCAAAAACGCCAAAGCGCCGUACAAACUGAGGCUGUUUGACCGGCCAAACUUUGACGGCCAAUCUUUGGAGUUGACAGAAGACAUGAAGUCUAUCCAGGAGAAAUGGCUCAGACGUGAAGUCCAGUCCUGCAAGGUCCUGGAGGGCUCCUGGAUCUUCUUUGAACAUCCCAACUUCUGCGGUCGUCAGUACCAGCUGGAGAAAGGGGAGUACCGACACCACUCAGAGUGGGGCGCUCUCAAACCAACUGUGGGCUCCAUCAAAAUAAUCACUGAGCUGUGAAAUUCAACCUGUUAAGGUUUCUUGUAAUGCAAUGUGAUACAUUGACUUAACAUUAAAAUUUGAUUUGUUUGAA